AUGUCGGACGACCGCAGCGCGCGCGCCGUCCUAGCGACGAGGAGCAACGGCAGCAGAGGUGCGCCCACUGUGUCCCUCGCGGACGCCGAGUCGCGCCGCGAGCUGCUGCCUUCCGGCGGUCGCAGUUGCCUGCCACGAAGCCAUACGACUCCAGAGAGCAGCCGCGCGCAUCACGUCGCAAGCACCGCAUCGCUGCUCAGCGACGUGGUGGCCCAGUACCAGGUGACGAAAGUGUCGUGGCGGGGCAAGUACGAGCGCAUCUUGGCGAUCGCGCCCACGUGUUUGUUCACGAUCGACCCGAAGGAUUGCGAAGUGACCAACACGUGGCCGCUCACGGCGCUGCUGAACGUCCGUCUCGACGCUUCGGACGCUCAGAGCUUUGCGCUGGUCCUGCGAGGGACGAAGAAAGACGAGCAACUGAAGCUGCGCUCUCGCUUUCGAUCGAAGCUGCUGUCGGACCUCUACCAAGUCAAGGGACAGUACCAGCCGCUCAAUGUGCGGCCUGACGCGGGCUUUGAGUGCACCAAGUGGUUGAGGUAUGGCGACACGCUGAGCUGCGUGCUGAAUGUGGAAGCGAGUGGCGUCACUGUCUUGCAGGCCGACGUCGUGCGCUCGAAGUACUUGUACACGGAGAUGGAGCACUUGACACUGUUGACAGACCCGCAAGACGGGCUUGCUAUUGGGUACACGGGACGUAGUAGGUUGUUUUUUAGCUCACAGAGACGACAGUUGUGUCAUUGCAUCCAGACGGCAGCGCAGGCGAUCGGCUGUGAACUCCAGACGAAAGCGGAUACGACAGCAGAGCAGAUCCAGGAAGAACGAGCGAACUAUGGUUUGAAUCACGGUCGACCGUUUGUGCAGUAUCCUGUGCAAAAACGAACACCAAAGUACAGCAAUUUGCGUGACCGCAUUCUGUCGCUGCACGAGAAGGUGCUUCUCGAGCUGGAUCAGGACGGACAGGUUAUUGCAUGCUACAACUACUCGGACAUGUACGUUCUCGUGCGAGACGCAACGAGUGCAGAGCAAUUUGAGAUCCACUUUUGCAACGACGAGGUGCGGGUUUACGUGGCAAAAGACCGUGAUGACGUCUUGAGUGCGUUCUACGAUAUAUGUGUGAGUUGCGAGGAAAGCCCCGAGUUGGUCAUUACUAGCAUGGGAAACCAGCGUGGGCUGCGUCUUUUGCCCGCUUCUGCCGUAGAAGACACAACCGAGACGUUGUCAUUUCUCAAUGACUCUUCGAUUGGAAGCUGGUAUCUUCAACGCUUUGGGUCAGUGAAGAAGCUCGGCAAUUCGCUGAAAGUUGGCGAUAGGGGUUUUGUUGACAUUGUAGCUGAGUUCAAUGCAAACGUUGCACCAAGCGGUAUUCCGUACAACACAAAGAACACGGUCAUCAGUGAUGCUUUGCGGCCAAUGUGUGCUCAACUCUACAGCGUCGCGAAGACGAAGCCCGUUCCGGAACGCCCUGCUAUAGUCCUACUACAGGCAUUGUUCCGCAUCGCGUCGUCUUUCUGUGGCUUUCGUGAAGUUGGACGAGCUGACCGGAUGUCGGAGACGAUCACGAAUUUGUUGAGCAGUGGCGAAGAGUUCGUUGUAUUUUGGACAACGCUUCUGUUGAGACGAAUGAUGGUACACGAUGUUCCGACGUCGACUAACCUAGAUCCGACCUCGCUGAGAGAGUGCGAGGAGAUUGAAGCGCAUAACAGGAAGGUGUUUCUCGCGAACUCGUACCUGACGCAGUCCCUCAUCGCACGUCUAGAGUAUAUCAACAGGGAUUCGAGCGGCGAGAGCACAGUCCUCUGGUCGAAACCUGGCCCUCUUGCAAUGAUGGGGUUGCUGCAGACUCUUGAGGCCUGUCUUUGCUCACGAGCUGGUACAACUGGCUCAGUCGAGUUCACCACGUUGGUGGAGGGAGUAGCAAAAUGUUACAACACGCUGUUGAAGGAGCUUCGUCAGUCUCGCUAUGGAACCAUUAUCGAGGCGUGUACUCUGUUGCUGAAGACAACGCUCGAAGAAUGUGGCCCUGACGUCUCUUCGAGCAUUCGAAACACAGCGCUGACAGAGGGCCUCGUGCUGGAGCAUUUUUACCAGGGGCUGUUCGACCAGUCGUUUGACCAGAGGUGUGUGAGUCGUCAUAUGGUUUCUUUGUUAAUGAGCCAUCACGAUGCAUCGAAGCAACUCUUGUCGCGGAUGAUCCCUUCGGGUCUUUUCCGGUUGUUAAAGGAAGCUCCUGAUACACUGGUUUAUUCAGAAGACCACGAUCGACUCGAAUGCGAAGUCAUGGAAGCAGAACGGCAGGAACAUGUACUGGCGUACAAUCCUGAUGGCCGCGUGUCUCCUACGGGCAGACCAACGUCUCAGAUCGAACCGAUGGAUAGGCUCUAUGUUGGUACAGCGAGCAGUUGUGCAGAAUCAGACGCCCAGCGAGAGGAGAUUUCGCAAACAAGCUCGUCCGUUGAAGAUGUGGACAAUGAAUGUCAAGAUGUCCGUUGUUCACCCGCGUCAAAUCUACCAGUACCGGGGGUCCGAUCAUCGCCACCGGUGAAGCAACCAGUACCGGCAGAGACUGGUGUUAGCGAACCAAACUUUUACGAAAGGCCGAUGGAUUCUGGGCUGUCGAAGGCUCGGACGUUGCGCAGACUGAAAACUUCGGUGGAUAACACAAGCUCGCGAUCUGUGAUGAAUACAAGGGACGAGUCCACAUCACGUAGCUCCGGUUUUCACGACUCCGCACUUCGGUCGCGAAAGAGAGAUGUCGCAUUGAGCUUUCUGGACGCUUUGAGUGGCAAACGAGUGCCGUCUUUCGAUGGGCACAAACCUGUAAAGGAGAAGCAUAGCGCCGUGUCGCGCUCUGCUCCUAUUCUGGACAAUUUUCGUCUCCUUUUCCACAUGAUGAGCCUCAAUCACGAGACCGUUGAUAUGAUCUGGAAUCAGAAAACUCGAGAAGAGCUUCGGGGAGCUCUUUACACUGCAAUCCAAAGCUUUUCUAAAUUCCGGCGCACUGACGAGGGCGUAACGGCUCGAUGGAAUUACGAAGAUUUCAGCGUGUCGUACCCAAGCUUAGCUCGUGAAGUUGAGGUUGCUGGAUGCUACGUCAGAAUCUUGGCGCACCUGAAUAAAAACAUGUCGCUUCAUGAGGCAGCCACGGAGGAAGACAAGUUUAUCGCGUUGACUCCAGAACAGGUCUCUGUAAAGGAACCGCCGGUAGUCUUGGUUGCGCUUUAUGUGCGUAUGCUACGAGAAAGAAUUCUUGCUGAGUACCGGGGCGAUUUGGAUACGUCAAUACUUUGCAUUAAGAGUAUGGGAGUCGUGGCUGCUGCUUAUGCUGAGGAUGCGAAUGCCAUGGACUUUGAGGAAGUUGAGCAUUUGUGGACGUUGAUGAGUGAGACUGUACAUGCUUCGGUGCUGGAGAACACCCUCCACACGAUGCGAGCAUUGUGCCAGCAUCCUGGCAACGCGCGACGGGUGUUACGAAACGAUCGCAACUUAGAGAUGACGUUUCAGCUUCUCCACUUAGUACACGCAACCGGUCGUGGUAUCGGCGACAUCACCGAGCCCAGGAGACUUUGGACACUCGAAACGGAUGAAGGUGAAGUGCUCGGACCUUAUAGUGUGAACGAGCUCAAGCAGAAACUAGACGGAGGUCACGAUCUGAAUUCAUUUUGGGUGAAACGUCGAGACGAACCGUCUUGCGAAUCAAUGACCACCAGGGCAAGAGUUAUGGAUAUUGCUCAGUUGCGCUGGGAGGUGGGGAUCUCCGGGGAACUACAUCCGUUGCAGAUGGCACACGAUGCGAUCAGCAUCUUACUUUCCGUAGCGCGCUGUAACUCAUUGCUUGGCGACGACAGUCCUCACUGCAGUGACUCAACGUCGCCUCUUUUUCCUCGGCCUCUGGGGCAGACGAUGCUGUGGAAGUUCAUCAGGAAACUCGUCCCUGUUUUUAUUCGCAGCAAUCACCCAAAACUUUGGGAGAAAGCGGCUACACUUCUCGAGUUGUUAUAUUCGAAUCGCCGAUUGAUUGUUGAGGCCGAAGAAGGCGCUACAAAUCAAGGAUCGUUAUUUUCAUGGGGUUUGUUCUAUUUGGCAUUCACGGUGGAGGCGUCUGAUUUUGGCGCAAUGGCUGGCCUGUUGAAAGCUUCUCAUCGCCGUCAGAGUGGGUUUGAUGGAACCAGUGCAUUGAACGGCAUCUUACCUCAGGGCAUGAUCAGUUUGCUAGAAAAUUCUACCUCGUCUGAGUUUACGAAAGUGUUUUAUGCGGGAGAACAAUCUCCUCACGUCAUUUGGACUGUUGCUAUGCGAAAGCACUUGCGAACAGUUUGUCGAACUCACUUGCAAGACUAUGCCGAUAUUUUGGAAGAAGACGCGUCCCGAGAGUGGCGCUUUUGCGCCAUGGCACCGGUUGUGUAUCAGGAGCUCUCCAACGAAUUGCUGUGCGGUGGGCUGUACUUGGGUCAAUUUUGUGAGAUGGAGACGUAUGCUGUGUCAGACCCUAUGGAUUUUACUGAAAAGCUGAUGACGGAGUGGAGAGCCGAAGCAAGUAGAAGAGAAGUUUCCGUUGCUUGUGCUCACGCAAAGCAAACUCUGGGUAUUGCAGACGUCAAAUAUUGUGACGCCACUCUUCGUGCCGGCUAUAAAAAGAAGGCUAGAGCCUUGAAAGAGUCGGAUGGUGAUUAUGCCGAGAGGCUUGAUCAGCUCCGGAUUGCGUACCGAGUGCUUACAUGUCCACGGCCGACGUUACUGUCUGCUGGACACGAUCCUGAAAAUCUACAGCUGCUGCUGCAUUCGUUAGUCAUUAUGUGCAAGCGCUAUCCAGAGUGUCUUGUCGACUACGAGUUCGACGCGUACGACCUCUUGCUUCCUCUCCUGGCUUCUCAUUGUUCUGCAGAUGAAGUCCCCCUAGUCGGCACAACUGAGAGUCAGAGGCUGAAGAUCUCAGUAUGUGCAGCGGAGCUUGUCUACAGCACAUGCGCAAUAUCAGCUACGAACUGGGAGUUGCUCUUAGAGCACCCAGAAUUGAGCACUCUAGAGAGAGUGGUGAAUUUCUGCGUUGAUUCAAUUGUUGAUUGCGAAACUGCGAUGAACCCUGAGUUGUUGAUGGUAUGUCUGCUUGUACACCAAACUAUAACUGGUCUAUUGGCCUUUCCUCGGGGUCGAGGCUGGAUCGCGGAGUCGUCAACAUUGCUGGUGGAUAUGGUCCGCGUGCUUUGGCUAUGGAAUCAUACCGGGCAGACAUCAUUUUUGCUAGCGAAGCUCACACAGCAGAUCCUCGAAGGCGUUUCAAGAAUGACGGAAUUGGCGAAAAAUCAGACACGUCUGGUUCAAUAUGGGAUACUGUGGCAACUCUUCAAGCUUUUUUCGACGUAUGAUGGGGAGCUCGGUGAUGCAAGUGUCCAUGCUCGACCGCAGACAAGCUUUGAUUGCGAGGAAGAAGGGAUUGCGACCGAGGCGUCACAAAAUCAGAAUGUGCUAGCCGUCAUGUCAGUUCGCGCUCUGUGCAGACUUGGGGGUCUGUUUGCCGAGGACAAGGGGCUUCAAACGCCGUUCAACCCUCUUGUCAAGCACACUGCAGACGCGCUACUGACUCCAAAUUUGUCGCAGCUAUUGCUACUUAGCAGCCACCACGAGUUCUUGAAGAUCUACCACGGAGAAUGUGAGUCUUACACGCUGUUUUGGAAUCGUGACAUGCGUCAAGAACAAAUGAACUUCAUAUCGCCAAGGGCCAGUCUCGAGCCGCAUGUUCGUACAAACGAAAGUUGCAUCGAGGCCAUUCGUUUCCGAUUUAUGUAUUUGGCGGACUUACUGUAUGUCGGUGGCCUGUACGUGAAAAUUCUCAUUGGAAGUUUGCAAGUCAUUGAGAAAAGUUCGGUGCCAGUGCUGCUAGAUGAUUUGGGACUUACGGCGACAUUUUUCGAAGAAUUGUUUGCUUUUAUUGGUACUGGAGAGCUCACCUACCCGCAACUUGUAAAUGAGGAAGGGAUCGUACAAAACCUUGCGCCGUAUGCUGGUUGGAGUAUCGAUAAAGAGCAGCGAAGGACAGCGGAUCGUGUCACCGCUCUGAACUGUUUGUCAGUCACAGCUUCCGUGGCCCCGAGGCUAGUGGAGAAAAGUUUGAUGGCGAACAACACUGCAAUGAAGAUGAUGAUGCGCCUACUAUUUCCACCAGACAGUGAAGUCCACCGAAGCGAAGACGCUUCGAGAGGUCUCGUACCGACCCCGCUGCUGUAUGUCCCAUGUCGGCUGCACUGUAUUGCGACAUUACAGAUGUUAUCGAUCCUGCCAGAUUUUGGAACGGUCUCUGUAGAAUCUGGCAUAUGUCACAUUCUCAUCGAAUUGGUGCAUACUUGUCACGACGUCGGGCCAGAGGCACUCACGAUCAUCCGCAAUCUCUGCGCCAAUGGGGCAGGAGCGAAGUGUGCGAGAGACAUCCUGCAAUCGGGCAUUUAUUUGGAGUUCAUUGGCUGGCUGUUGGCCGUGAGGGAAACCAUCAUCGAUGAAGACUUUGAUGCUGCGGAGCGAUUGCGCAUCCCGUCAGCAUUGAUUUUGUCAGAAAUGGUCAAGGAUGGAGCGCCACUGAACAUUGAAUCGAGACGCACACUCUGCCGCUUCUUUCCUCCUGCACUCGUUCGAGUGAUAGCUUCAAACCCGGAGAUGAUCGUAGAAUAUAUUCUGGCUGACCAUAGGACACCAGAGCUUGUUUGGAACGUUGAUUUCCGCAACCACCAAAGGAACAGUGUGGCUGGGUUCCUUGAUAUCUACUUCUCAUCAAUUUCUACCACCCAAACGAGGGACGAUCAGUUCGUGUCAGUGGUCGACUCGUUUGAGAUCGAUUAUAGCUCUGUUUACCCGGCUCUUAUUGCUGGCAACGUGUAUCUCAAGUUGUUCAUGGAAGACCCAACAUUCAGCUUGCACGAUCCUCUGUACUUCAUGACGUGCUUGUGGUCCGAAUUUGAGGCUCUGUUUCGACAACUUGCCCAUGUGACACCCGCCCUACGCGCGACGAUGACGCGCGCGGAUGACGGGAUGGUACAGCGCGAUAUAGACGCAAUCGAUCUAGUCGGGUCGUCUCUAGUUUGUCUACUCCAGGCUGACACGUCGAUGCUGGAAAAUGUGGUGGAGCUACAAGUUUUUGCGAAGUGCUGCAACUAUCUGAACGACGCAGUCCGUUCUCAAGCUUGUGAGCCAUGCGUUGUGAACGUUGUGCGUAUCAUACGAGUUUGUAGUAUGUCUCGCGCUUGCGUUGCGUCGGCACAACCAACGUGCUCCACAGCGUUGUCGUGUCUGAUGGCCAUCGCUAAUCCCGCUCGAGGAGGUCCACUGCACUAUGAGAGUGCUUUCGUCCUCGAGAUUAUGCGACAGAUAAUUAUGAAUUACCCGGAGCACGGUAACCGAGAUGCGGAUACAAGUAUCGUGCAUCUCGCGAGUCGGCUGGACUUGUUUGAGUUUCUGUGCAAUAUUCUGGACAGCCCUGGUGGAAUUGGCAAAGUUAAGGAGCCGCGCAUCGUGCGCGCUGAAGCAAUUGAGAUACUGAAUAUGCUAGAAAAGGACCGUGUCCAAGGGAGCACCGCUCACCAAAUACUGAAAAAGCACAAGAAGUGGCAGAAAAGUUACCGACACGAAGCUACCGACGUGGUAAUGUCCAUGUCCACCGAAGACCCGUUCCUGAAAUCCUUGUACCCCGAGGCAGACCGCAUGAUGCGCGAGUUUGCGCGCAUGCACCCACGGCAAAGUCCGAAUGUGGAAGAUUCUUGA
Molecule: messenger RNA, 7746 nt
Organism: Hyaloperonospora brassicae
Lineage: Eukaryota; Oomycota; Peronosporomycetes; Peronosporales; Peronosporaceae
Source: the annotation of a GenBank genome assembly